Molecule: messenger RNA, 826 nt
Organism: Bursaphelenchus xylophilus (pine wood nematode)
Lineage: Eukaryota; Metazoa; Nematoda; Chromadorea; Rhabditida; Aphelenchoididae
Source: the annotation of a GenBank genome assembly
AUGGUCAACUUUGUGGAUUUGGGACUAAAAUAUGGUAAGUUAUCGUGUUGAAAUUAUAUUUUUACCUUUAUUUUUUCAGAAUCCCCUCAGUCAAGACGAACUGCGGGAAAGGAGGAGCACCCUCGCCCCCUGAGUGAGCUCGGGGGGCCUCUGGAAUUAAAAGGGUGCUCUGUCCUAGUCCUAAAUGAGCUCAAUUGCGCUUGGAUCAAUCCUAGAGCACUUCGGACCGAAAUGGAGGUAUGCUUGAUUUUUUUACUUAAUGGUUUUGCUAUUGUUUUUAUAUUUCUUUGUCAAUGAGAGCUCGCUAUUGAUGCGUAUGUCAUCUCCAACUUUUUUAGAAUUACGCCAAAAUGGUCUCCAUUUUGGCCUGCUCGACUUUGAUGAGCCCACGAGCAGGAAAUGAGGUAAGUAGUGUUGUUAUAUAUUGUUUGGUGAUUAGAGCAUUUUUAAUAGAAUUUUGUACGAUGUUGUAGACAUCUGUUCAUUUAACUUGUCUUGCCUAAAACCUGCACUUUUCGAUCAAAUUUCUACGUGGUGUUUUGUGUUUAACUUACAUUCUUCAUGGGUUUUAAAAAAUGUAAAUAUUUUGUGCGAUGUUAUAGUAGACACCAACUGUUUUUGCAUCUUGAUUUAGUCAAAACAUGGGAACAUUUGGCUGAUACUAUUUACCCGCGCUCAAAAAUUGUCAGGACUUUUUGAGCGCGAUAUUUUGUCGUAGCCAUUUCCAAAAAUGCAGAAAUCUGUUUUUCGACCGCCCUUAUUUUUUCCUUGUCUCUUUGGCGGACAUUUUUAUUCGUUCCUUUUUCAGACUCUUGCGUUAACAUGA